Hemibagrus wyckioides is the source of this 2126-nucleotide messenger RNA. It is a transcript of the gene pim2, whose product is annotated as Pim-2 proto-oncogene, serine/threonine kinase. Gene Ontology annotation, molecular function: ATP binding; protein serine/threonine kinase activity. The record is from RefSeq and is a predicted model, not a curated record. Bases 184 to 1107 code for a protein of 307 amino acids. The transcript has 7 exons. Gene Ontology annotation, cellular component: cytoplasm. Lineage: Eukaryota; Metazoa; Chordata; Actinopteri; Siluriformes; Bagridae. Gene Ontology annotation, biological process: regulation of mitotic cell cycle; protein autophosphorylation; negative regulation of apoptotic process.
CUAGGGAGAGACACACACGUACACGACCGCGGCUGAGCGAAGAGUGCGCGAGAGGAAAGUUUACGCUUGCUUUUAAAACAUGGAUACUCAGUGCUGAGAGCUUUAUAGCGGAUUCGCUUUGCUUUUUGCACAUUUUGUGGAUAUUUUUUAUUUUUUUCAAUCGAUUAUUUUUACUUUUAAAAGAUGUUGGAUAAACGAGUAGUGGAUUCGCGCCGAGACCAAACAGAAGAGCUGAGAGGAAAAUCCGCUCCAGGUAAGGAGUCUUUUGAGAAGCAGUAUAAGUUAGGCUCGCUCCUGGGAAGCGGCGGCUUCGGCUCUGUGUUUUCAGGACAGCGAAUCUCCGAUGGUUUACAGGUCGCUAUCAAACAAGUGUGCCAUGACAGAGUGCAGCAAUGGGCAGGACUGUCUGGAGAAUCAAACCGGGUUCCCAUGGAAGUGGCGCUCCUGCUGCGGCUCGAGGGUUCCGGUCACCCUGGUAUCAUACGCAUGCUUGACUGGUUCGAGGUUCCCGGUCAGGGGUUUUUUAUCGUGUUCGAGAGACCGCAACCGUGUCAGGACCUGUUCGACUUUAUCACCGAGCGUGGCGCCAUAGAAGAAACGCUUGCGCGAAGUUUUCUAAAGCAGGUGGUUGAAGCGGUUCAGUUUUGCCACUUCAGGGGAAUCGUCCAUCGAGACAUCAAGGAUGAGAACAUCCUAGUGGACACUCGUACCGGAGUCGUCAAAAUCAUCGACUUUGGAUCUGGGGCUCUGCUGAAGGACACGGCCUACACAGACUUUGAAGGUACCCGAGUUUACAGCCCACCUGAGUGGAUCCAGCAUCAACGCUACGAAGCCCUUCCGCUCACCGUCUGGUCUCUGGGCGUCUUGCUGUUUGACAUGGUGUGUGGAGACAUUCCUUUCGAGAGAGACAGCGACAUCAUCGAGGCGAUGCCCGGUUUCACUAAGCGUAUCUCUAAAGAAUGCCAGAGUCUUAUUCACUGGUGCCUGUCUUACCGGCCCGAGGAACGUCCAAGCCUAGAGCAGAUCUUGCUACAUCCCUGGAUGAUGGAGUGCUCAGACGACAUCGGCGACCUGCAGGACGACAGCAACAUCACGCCGAGCCUUUAAUUUACAAACAUGGAAUAAUUUCCAGAGGGCUGUUGAAACUUCAAUUUCCGUUUGAAGAUACACUGGAUUACAUCACACUUUUUCACUGGCUUCUGUUCAUCACGGUGUUUUCUUUUACGGCAUCGUGUCAUCCCAACGGACACUUUUCCAACGCCCGGUGCUCGUCUCGAAUCUACACCGCGUCGCACAACCUUCAGUCUGUUUGGUUUAUUUAUUUACCUAUUUAUUAACCCGGAGACGUUAUUAGGUAUUUAUGUUCUGUUCUCGAGGGAUGACUUAUCAGAAGCAGCUCAGUUCCCGUACGCGACCUAAAGGACCUACGUCCAUCGUCGACCGAGAAAAUGUUCAUGCCUGUUGUACAGGCGGUUUUGUAUAAUAAUUAUUGUGUAUUCAUUUUAUGAGGAGCCUCCUGUUGAGGCUUCAGAUACAUGAAGAAGUUUAAAAUCAGUAAUCGUUCAUGUCUGUGUUCACUAAACAUCCUACAGGGGGUUUUUGUUUUUAAAAACCAGCGUGCCUUUUACUUUCAGUCUGUGUGUUUCUCAAGUGCUCUAAAGUCAUAACGACAUUCGAAAAUGUAAGCUGCCGAGUCAGCUGAACUUCUCAUGUCAGUGAACAGAGCAUGGAUGUUGUGCCUGACUGCAAAACAGUGUGUUUACCUAAAAAGCCAAAGAGAUCUAAAUAGCACUAGUGUGAAGGGGUUUUUGUUUUGGUUUGUUUGAAAAUCUAACAACUAACUUUAUCCUUGUUCAAUCUAAAGCACCAGUUCUGAGUGUUAAAAACAGGACCUUUUUCUAGUGUAAAAGUAAACAUGAAUGUAUUAGGACUAUUUAAAUUUGGCUUUUUUGUUUUUGUUUAGGGUUUUUUUAAUAAAGUGAAUAGUUGAUGUUUCAAUCAAUAUUAAUCCAUUCUGGGUUUGCACAUCAAUGUCUCUGUAAAUACUUGUGUAUUGAAUUUUGUCAUUUCUCCGGCAAAAAGUUGUGUAUAUUUAAUUUAAAUUAAAAAAAAACAUAUUCUUAUGA